AUGUCUUCCCGCAAACAAGUGUCUCCAUGGCAAUCUAUACUGGCUGGAGGCGCCGCUGGUGGCUUUGAGAGUCUGAUCACUUAUCCAACGGAAUACUUGAAGACGCGCCAGCAACUUUUUCAACCCGGUGGUGCGCAGAGACAAUCGCUCACCCAGCUCCUGACCACCACCAUUCGACAGUAUGGCAUCCGCAGUCUCUAUACUGGUGCCGGAGUCUUCUGCGCCUCCAAUGCCUCGAAGUCUGCUAUCCGUUUCUUCACGUUUGACCGGGUGAAACAAUCUAUGCCGACCGAUUCGUCGGGAAAGGUCACCCCACUAGGAAAUAUGAGUGCUGGUUUGGUGGCGGGUGUGGCAGAGGCAGUUGUCGUAGUCACGCCUGGUGAAACCAUUAAGACCAAGAUGAUUGACGACCGGGCUGGACCCAAGCUGUAUACAUCAACUAUACAUGGCAUCAAAUCUAUUAUCAGCAAGGAAGGUCUGUCGGGAUUAUAUCGAGGUGUUAUCCCGGUGGCUUUGAAGCAGUCCGCUAAUGCCAUGGUGCGAUUUACGAGCUACAACAUCUUCUUCAGUCAAUUGGAAGCGAUGUCACUCCCCAAGUCCAUCAGCACGGCCGCAGCGGGUGCAGCCGCAGGUAUUGUCACGGUUUAUGCCACGAUGCCAUUUGACUCGAUCAAGACGCGACUUCAGGCCAUUGGUGGGACUCAGCGCUACCGGGGCUCGCUGCAUUGCCUUCGCUCGGUUAUCACAGAAGAGGGUGUCUCGGCGUUAUGGCGAGGAACCACGCCGCGACUGGUCCGGUUGAGUGUGAGUGCCAUCCUUGAUAUCACGCUAGUGGAUCUUACCAUAAGUCUGACCGAUUGUUCUCAAAUUCUAGGUUUCGGGCGCUCUCAGCUUCUCGAUUUACGAAGCGGUUAUGCGGUGGACCAAUGUCAUGUCCAGUAG
Messenger RNA from Aspergillus costaricaensis CBS 115574, 942 nucleotides. Its product is annotated as mitochondrial carrier. The record is from RefSeq and is a predicted model, not a curated record. NCBI's taxonomy places the organism in Eukaryota, Fungi, Ascomycota, Eurotiomycetes, Eurotiales, Aspergillaceae. Bases 1 to 942 code for a protein of 313 amino acids. The transcript has 2 exons. Gene Ontology annotation, biological process: mitochondrial citrate transmembrane transport.